AUGAAGAGUAAUCCAAAAAAACAAGAACCAAUAGAUGUUAUGACAUACUUUACAUCAAAAUACAAGGACUUGGGAAGCGCACAAUUCAAACCUGAUUUUAUAUUUGCAUGUAUCACACUUGACCUUCCAGGUGUUUUGGAAGAAUAUCUUGGAAAAAUCACAGACGAUAAUGAAAAAAGAAUGUUGAUAGACCAAAAAGAGCAGAAAUACCAUUUCACACCACUUCACUUGGCUGUAUGCUUUAAACGCAAGAAGUGUUUGGAAAUUUUGUUGAACCAUGGAGCGAACCCCAAUAUAGUUGACCUUACAGAUCUCACACCAAUAUCGUAUGCAGUUGGACAAAUUGGUAGUUUGUCAAUGACAAAGUUAUUAUUAAGCAAAGGUGGAAAUGUGAAUUUCAAAAACAAGGACAAGAGCGGACAAGAAGAACAAACUUUAUCAUCCUAUUGUUGCAACUAUUGUGGAAAAUCAGAUGCUCUCAAACGUUGUUCUGCAUGUAGAUCAGUAUUCUAUUGCAGUAUCGAUUGUCAAAAGAAGGAUUGGCCAAAUCACAAAACCACAUGCUCUCCUGUUCUUCAAAGUGUUCGUGUUGAGUCAUCUCCAAUCGAUACAGAUAAACCACUGUAUGGAUUCAAUGUCAGCAAUGUGGUUGGCUCUCAGAUUGGAGUGAAAGCAAAAAUCAAUGAAUAUUCAACUACUGAGCUAGCAAAACAGCCAGUGCUCAAAGCUAAGAAUUUAGUUGGAAAGAGGAUCAUUGUGAAGAUUCAAAGUGGUCCUUAUGCUCAUUUUGUUUACAACAGUGACAGAUCAUAUAUUGGUUAUAUUAGAUCUACUGAACCAAGAUAUGAACAACUUAACCAGAAAAAUGAGAGUGAAGGUAUCAUGAGAAGGAAGGCCUACUUUUAUGCCACGAUCAAUACGGAUUCCUCCAUGGAUGUUGAGGUCGGAAAGCUUGCACCGAUACAAAGUUGGUAA
This is a messenger RNA of Naegleria fowleri, 975 nucleotides long. RefSeq lists its product as uncharacterized. The coding region runs from base 1 to 975 and encodes 324 amino acids. The transcript has 4 exons. The record is from RefSeq and is a predicted model, not a curated record. Gene Ontology annotation, cellular component: cytoplasm; nucleus. Gene Ontology annotation, molecular function: protein binding. Lineage: Eukaryota; Heterolobosea; Eutetramitea; Acrasida; Naegleriidae.